AUGACCACAGUAAAAAAUUAUAAGUAUCAUGACUGGAGGCAGUUGAACAUUCGAGGAGAACAGUGUAUGAAAAAGAAAUCUGAAAUUGAUGAGACACGAAACAAGAAGAUAAAUUGGCGUCAUUUUUUCAUCAUCUGCUCAGUACUUAUCUCAGCAUAUCUCAUUAACGGUGAGCAUGCUCAGACAGUAUGCAAUAUAUGCACCACAGUACCAGCCGCUAUCUUUACUUACGAACAACUUUCCGAUCACACAACUCGGAUCUUUGCUUAUAAGGCAACGCUUUUCUAUUGGUCAAUUCAUGGAAUUUUGAUUGCAUUCGACAGCAUAUUUGUGGAUGCAUUUGGAUACUUUUUCGGCAAAUUCAUCCUUCUCAUUGUCCUAUUUUUCAAUGUUGUUUAUCAGCAUGAUGUCGCCAAAAGUCUUAUGGAGCAGCAACAACGCCGUAACGCAAUGGCUAAUUCGAUGGUUAGCUCCGACAUACCUGUUCAUUUUUCAGGCUCGUCUUAUGCAUCGCAAAUUGGUCUUAAUACAGCAAUGACAAUCACCGAUGCGACGCAGUUUUCUGCCGAAAGUCUCUUCAGAAGGUAUCCAUCAUUACAUUAUAAUAACUUAACAACUGCAUAUUCAUUGUCUCGUAGUCCAGAGAUGACUGCUUACUUGGAUACUUCUUACACUCACGAUGGAUCUCUAAAAACAGUCGCUUCUACUACAGAACAAUUCAAAUUUGGAAUACAGAAGCACCGACAAAUUACCCUGAAUGACUCGUCAAUAUUGUCAGAUUACGGAGAAGAAAAUGAUGGGUCAGAAAAUGACACCGUGAAAUCGACUCCUGCUGGUGACUGCCAGAAAGUUGAGAAUGAGGCUUGUGGUUCACUACAUUCCAGCGAAUAUUCGACGUCGACGGCGGUGAAAGAAGAAGAGACUCUUGUUACUAACCCAAAUGAAUUUAUAAUAUUUAAGCAUCCUUUUACGGAAAUGGUGACAAUCCACGUGAAAAACAAGCACAGUCGUCCGAUAAUGUGGGCUUUGAAGACUAAUGCAAUCAAGCGCAUGAUUGCACAGCCUACUUGUGGCACUCUGGGCAAAGACGCCACCGUACACAUUAAAAUCGGAGUUACUGCAAUACCACCUGAGGAAUCGAACAUGAAUGAUCGAGCUGCCAUUGAUUAUUGUCUAAUUGACGAUGAUACAACCGGCUUUGACCGCUCAUUUUUGUACAACACUGAAGAUCCAUUCCGCAGACGGAAAAAAUUCAAUAUUUAUUAUGAAAAUUAG
Messenger RNA from Brugia malayi, 1275 nucleotides. RefSeq lists its product as uncharacterized. The coding region runs from base 1 to 1275 and encodes 424 amino acids. The record is from RefSeq and is a predicted model, not a curated record. Lineage: Eukaryota; Metazoa; Nematoda; Chromadorea; Rhabditida; Onchocercidae. The transcript is spliced from 8 exons.